AUGAGCAGCAAUACCUGUGAUCCACUUUCAACAGCUAAUACAACCCCGAAGCCAUCGGCUCGGCUUACCAACCCCACCACAUACCAUUUGCAGCAACAGCAAGAAUACCAAUAUCAAAUGCGUUUUAAAGAUCAGGUUGGCAUCGACCCUACACAAGUCAUGGAACAUCAACACCUAUUUUUUGCCCAGCAACAUCAAGAGAGCUCGCCCAAUCUUUCUGAUUUGGAUUAUCCAGACCUUACCACAAACACCUCUUCUUCUGGUAAUGGCCUCACAUCAUCCGAUCCCCAUCGGCCAUCACAACAACCACCAGUUGCAUUACAGCACCAUCAUCAUUUCAUUCGACACCAUCAUCAACCAUCAGGUGUAGUGGAUCCUUCAAGUACAACAAUGGCACCACCACCAUCAUCAUCAGGCACCAACCAUAAUAGCCCUGGCAAGGAUUUGCAGCUGGAAGAACACAAGCUACAACAUCCACCAGCACAUUACAGCCAUUCAAUGAUGUAUUAUCCACCACCAUCAUCAUCAGCAACAAUGAAUUCUCAAAGUUACUACUACAAGCAAAUCCAUCAAGGCGGUGUUGUUAAUGGAGCUACAGCAUCAACAUCAUUUGGUGCAAGUGCUCCUGCCCAUCUUGGAUACAACCACAUGCACCCCCCGCCUUUGGUUGGGCACUCGGUCACACCCAAUGAUGCAGCAGCAAUGGCUAUGGCAGCACCAGCACCGCCCGAUAAUGUGGUCACAGGAAUAAACCGGCAACAUCAACAACCACAUGUCUACGAGCAGCAUAAGCAGCAGCCUGAUACAUCAUCUUGUAUGGAUGCAGGAGCUAGUGAAAUCAAUGAGCCAUAUGAAGAUGAUUUUGCAGCCCAAGCAAAUCUACAAGCUAUUAUGGAAAAAAGACGACGACGACGUGAAUCCCAUAAUGCCGUGGAACGUCGUCGACGGGAUAAUAUCAAUGAUCGUAUCCAUGAGCUUGGACAAAUGCUACCGGAAGCCAUGACUGCUGAAGAAGGAGGCGUAGGUCGUCUUAAUAAAGGAACCAUCUUGCGCAAGAGCGUAGAGCAAAUCAAGCUAUUGCAAACGGAUUUACAAAGCUAUCAGCAACGCGUCAUUGAGCUUGAAGAAACGCUUCGUCGUCUCACCUCCACCAAGGUACAACCCAACACGCGCGUAUCGCAAUAA
Molecule: messenger RNA, 1185 nt
Organism: Lichtheimia ornata
Lineage: Eukaryota; Fungi; Mucoromycota; Mucoromycetes; Mucorales; Lichtheimiaceae
Exons: 3
Coding region: 1-1185 (394 amino acids)
Biological process (GO): regulation of transcription by RNA polymerase II
Cellular component (GO): nucleus
Molecular function (GO): DNA-binding transcription factor activity, RNA polymerase II-specific; protein dimerization activity; RNA polymerase II cis-regulatory region sequence-specific DNA binding
Source: RefSeq, a predicted model, not a curated record